Molecule: messenger RNA, 741 nt
Organism: Penicilliopsis zonata CBS 506.65
Lineage: Eukaryota; Fungi; Ascomycota; Eurotiomycetes; Eurotiales; Aspergillaceae
Exons: 5
Coding region: 1-741 (246 amino acids)
Biological process (GO): ribosomal subunit export from nucleus; assembly of large subunit precursor of preribosome; cytosolic ribosome assembly
Cellular component (GO): cytosol; preribosome, large subunit precursor; nucleolus
Molecular function (GO): ribosomal large subunit binding
Source: RefSeq, a predicted model, not a curated record
AUGGCUGUGCGCGCGCAGUUUGAGAACUCCAACGAGGUCGGUGUCUUUGCGCGCCUGACGAACUCGUACGCGAUUGUUGCCAUCGGGGCGUCGGAGAAUUUCUACAGUGUCUUCGAGGCGGAACUGCAGGAUGUCAUUCCCAUUUGCCAUGCGACGAUUGCCGGGACUAGAAUUGUGGGACGGUUAACGGCAGGAAACCGGAAAGGCCUUCUCGUCCCCACGACGACGACAGACCAGGAACUGCAGCAUCUACGAAAUACCCUUCCGGACGCGGUGAAGAUCCAGCGUAUCGAGGAACGGCUGUCCGCACUGGGGAAUGUGAUUUGCUGUAACGAUCAUGUUGCUCUUGUGCAUCCUGAUCUAGAGCGGGAAACGGAGGAAAUUAUUGCCGAUGUUCUCGGCGUGGAGGUCUUCCGACAAACCAUUGCAGACAACGUCCUGACAGGCUCGUACAUGGCUCUCUCGAACCAAGGCGGGAUCGUGCAUCCCAAGACGUCGAUCCGCGACCAGGACGAGCUCUCCUCGCUGCUGCAGGUGCCUCUUGUCGCGGGGAGUGUCAAUCGCGGCAGUCCCGUCGUCGGCGCGGGAAUGGUCGUCAACGACUGGUUGGCUGUGACGGGGCUGGACACCACGGCCACCGAGUUGAGUGUUGUCGAGAGUGUAUUCAGACUGGGUGAGAUGCGGCCUAGAGGCCUCGGCGAGGGUGUUAACAAGGAGAGUAUCGUCGAGAGUUUCUACUAG